Paraglomus brasilianum is the source of this 165-nucleotide messenger RNA. The record is from the annotation of a GenBank genome assembly. Lineage: Eukaryota; Fungi; Glomeromycota; Glomeromycetes; Paraglomerales; Paraglomeraceae.
GGUGACGCGCAUGAGCUGAGAAAUAGAGGGGUCAACUAUCUCAGGGAUAGUGAAUCUCUGGAACUUGAACCGGACAAUGCUGUAGCGUUCAGAAUAAUGACGACGCUUAUGCCAUGCUUCAUCAGCAUGCUUUUGACGCUGAACCAACUCGAGCAAAUGACUUGA